AUGGUUUCUCCAUCGCCUCAACCUCGUUCCCCUCCGCCGCCGGCGCCGACCGCAUCACACCAACUGCCGUUGUCGCCGGCUAUAUUUCCUCUCUGUUACCUCGUCUUCUCCGUUAUCUUUAUCAUCUACGUCACUUGCCGUCGAUACAAUGAGCCCUCAGAUAUAGAAGUCGGAAACCUAGCGUCUCAGCUGCACCGCCGUGUUCUUCCCCAACUUCCAUCUUUACCACCAGCGGGUCCGCCCGGUAGCACUGUCUUUGUCUACGGAAAAAACGCCGUUAACUGCAACGAAGUCGACUGCGCGAUUUGCCUCGACGGUUUUAGCGACGGUGACGAAUGCAAGGUUCUUCACGGGUGCAACCAUGGCUUCCAUAAAGCUUGCAUCGACAAAUGGCUGAGCCAGGACAAACACUGCCCGCUUUGUCGUGGAGCGGUUCUUGAAGGGUCGGUUCGGGUCGGUGCGAUUCAUGUCGAGCCGCGUUAUAACAAUGAUCGAGAUCGGAUUUAG
Carica papaya (papaya) is the source of this 507-nucleotide messenger RNA. Its product is annotated as E3 ubiquitin-protein ligase ATL23-like. The record is from RefSeq and is a predicted model, not a curated record. Lineage: Eukaryota; Viridiplantae; Streptophyta; Magnoliopsida; Brassicales; Caricaceae.